Molecule: messenger RNA, 2013 nt
Organism: Scomber japonicus (chub mackerel)
Lineage: Eukaryota; Metazoa; Chordata; Actinopteri; Scombriformes; Scombridae
Gene: slc7a4
Product: solute carrier family 7 member 4
Exons: 4
Coding region: 1-2013 (670 amino acids)
Biological process (GO): transmembrane transport; amino acid transport
Cellular component (GO): plasma membrane
Molecular function (GO): amino acid transmembrane transporter activity
Source: RefSeq, a predicted model, not a curated record
AUGGCAACUUGUUCAAGAGGCUGCGCACCAGCAGUGCGCCUUUGUCAGAAACUGAACCGACUCAAGACACUGGAUGAUGACAUGAUGGCCACGUCGCUGAAACGCUGCCUCUCAACCCUGGACCUGACACUGUUGGGUGUCGGGGGCAUGGUUGGCUCUGGGCUCUAUGUCCUGACAGGCACAGUUGCUAAAGACAUGGUUGGGCCUGCUGUCAUCAUAUCCUUCAUUUUUGCAGGAUUUGCUUCUUUAUUGGCUGCCUUUUGUUAUGCAGAGUUUGGAGCACGCAUUCCCAAAACAGGAUCUGCCUACAUGUUUACCUACGUCUCUGUGGGAGAGGUCUGGGCUUUUCUAAUUGGUUGGAAUGUGAUUCUGGAGAACAUGAUUGGUGGCGCUGCCGUGGCACGUGCAUGGAGUGGUUAUCUAGACUCCAUUUUUAACCACGCCAUCCAAAACUUCACAGAAACACAUGUUAUGCAGUGGAACAUACCCUUCCUUGCCCACUACCCUGAUCUACUUGCUGCAGGGAUCCUAGUAGUUGCCUCGUUCUUCAUUUCCUUUGGUGUUCAAGUGUCCUCUUACCUCAACCACAUCUUCUCCGUCAUUAGCAUGUGUGUCAUUAUUUUCAUCCUGAUCUUUGGCUUCAUGCUGGCUCAACCAGAAAAUUGGGGCGAGAAACAAGGGGGUUUCGCACCUUUUGGAUUGUCUGGAAUACUGGAAGGCUCGGCCACGUGCUUCUACGCAUUUGUGGGCUUUGAUGUGAUCGCAUCCUCAAGUGAGGAGGCAAAGAACCCACAGAAAGCUGUUCCCAUUGCCACAGCGAUCUCCCUUGGACUGGCAGCAACAGCUUACAUCCUGGUCUCCACAGUGCUCACACUAAUGGUACCCUGGAGUACACUGGACCCCAACUCAGCUCUGGCAGAUGCUUUUUUCCGUCGUGGUUACAGUUGGGCUGGAAUUAUUGUGGCAAUAGGCUCCAUCUGUGCCAUGAACACCGUGCUGCUCUGUAAUCUCUUCUCCCUCCCUCGGAUUGUGUACGCCAUGGCAGAGGAUGGGUUGUUCUUCUCCAUUUUUGCACGGGUCAAUCCUGUCACCAAAGUCCCUGUUAAUGCUAUUCUGGUGUUUGGAAUCCUCAUGGCUACCAUGGCUCUCAUCUUUGAUCUGGAGGCCUUGGUUCAGUUCUUGUCCAUCGGCACCCUGCUGGCAUACACCUUUGUGGCAGCUAGUGUUAUUGUGCUUCGCUUCCAACCUGACAAAAUCAGCUCCAAGGGAACUGCUUCUACAUCUCCCAACCCCAACGCUGAGCCUUCACCUGCUCCCUCAGAGUCUCAGACCAUAACUGAGGACAGCGGGGAGCUGAAGCAGUAUGAGUCCUUUUCUGACAAACUCCAGUUGGUAGAGAGGCAGAAAAGCGAGCGCCGAGGGGUUGGGCAGCUGAGGGCAUACUGGGAACCGUACCUGGGCAAGCUGCUGGGGGACUGUGAGCCGGGCGAGGUGGUGGCCUUCUGCGUGCUGACUCUGAUAGUGAGCUCAGUAUCUCUCUGUGUUGUGCUGGAAUUUGGAAAUAACCAGCUGCAACUGCCGCUCUGGAGUUUCACAAUGCUGCUCGUGAUUUUUAGCUUAGCUUACGUUCUCAGCAUGGCACUCAUAUGGGCUCAUGAGCCGCAAACCGACAGCAAAACAUUCCAGGUACCUCUGGUUCCAUUGACUCCAGGUGCCAGUAUCCUCAUUAAUGUGUUCCUUAUGAUGAAGCUCAGCUAUCUCACCUGGAUUCGAUUCACUGUUUGGAUUGCCAUAGGUCUCCUUGUGUAUUUUGGCUAUGGUAUCUGGCACAGUAAGGAGGGCAUUCGGGAGCUGCAGCCCACAGACAUGGCUGCCCGGUACGUGGUGCUACCCAGCGGCAGCCUGGUAGAGACAGUACAGUCUGUCCAGCCCGAUGGACAAGUGGAUACCUCGGCGCACCACAUCAGCCCCUCCACUGGCCCGACACCUGAGGAGUAUGCUGGAAAGAGAUGA